AUGGCCGCCGUCCGCCAACGCCGCCAGCUCAACCUCCGCCUCCCCGAACUCGCCGCCGACCGCCGCCCUCGCUUCCCGGUCCCCCUCCUUCCCUCCGCCCCCACCACCACUUCCUCCUCCUUCCUCUCCUCCGACCUCGACAAGCUCUCCGUCCUCGGCCACGGCAACGGCGGCACCGUCUACAAGGUCCGCCACCGCCGCACCUCCCAGAUCCACGCCCUCAAGCUCGUCCGCGCCGACUCCGACCCCGCAGCCCGCCGCCUGCUCCUCCGCGAGGUCGAGAUCCUCUGCCGCGCCUCCGACUCACCCCACAUCGUCCGCUGCCACGGCGUCGCCGAGACGCCCUCCGACGACAUGACGAUUCUGCUUUUUUGGGAGGAAGGAAGAAGAGAGAAGGAAGACCCGUGGGAUUUUUGGGUGGGAGGAAGGAAGGAGAUAGAAGGAGAUGAGGAUUCAGUGGUGGAAAUGGAGGAAGAAGGGGUCUGGUGA
This is a messenger RNA of Linum tenue, 489 nucleotides long. Lineage: Eukaryota; Viridiplantae; Streptophyta; Magnoliopsida; Malpighiales; Linaceae. The record is from the annotation of a GenBank genome assembly.